UUGUUUUGCCUCUUUACGCGCUUAUGGUCAUUCUUUUUAAGUUUAUAGUUUGGCGUUUAAACCCGAAUACGCGUGUCUGCUUCCCGAAAAGCGACACUCGAGCGCUGAGCAAUUCUGUCGCUUACGAAUUUGCGGCUAGGGAGAAACUCCAGCGUCUCUUGAACAAGAACAUGAGGAUCCGCAUGACUGACGGCCGGACCUUGGUGGGCCUUUUCCUCUGCACGGACCGGGACUGUAACAUAAUCCUCGGGUCGGCCCAGGAGUUCCUCAAAUCCAAAGACACUUUCUCCCAAGGGGAACCCCGAGUUCUGGGCCUGGCCAUGAUCCCGGGUCACCAUGUUGUGUCCAUUGAGGCCGAGGCUGACAUUCUGGAUGACACGCAAGCUUUCGGCGUGAACCACUAGGAAAUGAAAGCACUAUGAAGAACGGACUUGUGCUUUUGUUUUGGAAUUCAAUAUAAUACAUUGUUAUGUCUUUUCAGUGGAGUCUCAAAGUUCAGAAGAAAACACAGGAAUUGAGAACAUGGAGCUUUAUUGUUUUUGCAGUCAAAAACUCCAGUUAUCCCUAUAGAAGGAAGAGUUGGGGAAAAAAAAAAAUUAUACUGCCCUACGAUUGGUUGGCAACCAGUCGAGGGUGUUUCCACCUGGGAUCGGCUCCAACUUGCUUUUUACGUACAACGCAGUCAUCAGUAACAUUUUUGUUUUAGGGAUCAGUUUCAUACAGUUGAGCCCCUGCAUGAGAUUGGCAACAGAAAAUGCAAAAACACAAACAAAACAAUCUCAAUAAAUAACUUAUGCUCUCUUUCAUAAAUUACAGUGUAAAUAGUGUGUUCUUUAAGAAAUAAGUACAGCGCUACCGUAACUUCGAAGUUUUCCGAGUAAAUCGGCCUAACAUCCCGCCUCUCACUGUACUUUGAAGCGUCAGUCAUAUUCCUAAGACACUUUCAGCUUGGCAUGAGUUGCAAUCACACAGCCUUUGAUCAGAAAAGAGUGCUUAUGAAAAUAAAAGUGCACAUUUUGAAAUGA
Molecule: messenger RNA, 1025 nt
Organism: Hippocampus comes (tiger tail seahorse)
Lineage: Eukaryota; Metazoa; Chordata; Actinopteri; Syngnathiformes; Syngnathidae
Gene: naa38
Product: N-alpha-acetyltransferase 38, NatC auxiliary subunit
Exons: 3
Coding region: 24-404 (126 amino acids)
Cellular component (GO): NatC complex
Molecular function (GO): RNA binding
Source: RefSeq, a predicted model, not a curated record